CUGACUGAGUGUGAUACAGAGUUACAUGGCUGAAAUUUAGCUUUUUUUUGUUUGUUUGUUUUGGUUUUACUUCAGCGUUUCUAAUGAGGUUUGGGGUUAAAGAUGAUGCGAAGAUCAAGAAUCAGCGUUAAACCUAACUUCAGGCCUGGAAAUCGGACUGGUACAGAAGGUGAGCAGGCCUCCCAGAGGGUGAGCGUAGCAGGUGACACCUUGCUAGCAGUUGAUGCUGAAGAAAGGGCAAAGCCAGCACCAUCUCACCAGCAAAACGUAACACUUAAAGAGCCUCCUGAAGAUGUGGGUUUAAAAGAGACACCUGAAAUGCCUUCACAGUUGAACCAACACGAUGGUGCACCCUCUAGUGGAGCUGCCACUUCAACUCCAGCUCCACAUAGAAGAAUGAGGAUCUCAGCUACUCCAAAACUUCUUGGGCCCAAAUUUAGUUCCACACCUCGAUCUCGACCUUCUGCCAGGAUGCCUAGCUCUGCCCCAUCAUCUCUGCCCAAUAAAGAGCAUGUUCAGACCUAUGAUUUGGUUCCUGAAGCUCAGGAUUCAGUUUCACUACUCUCUAGUGAGCUGUCUGAAUCAGGGACACCUGGUAAAUCCAAAUCUGCUACAGAACUGCCUACACAGUCUUGUACAAUGACACAGUUGUCAUCUCUGUGCAUUCCUUCCACUUAUGGUCUUCAAAAGACUCCACUCCAUGGAAAAAAAUCAGUGGGGGAUUCUCCACCAUCUCCACAGCCUGGUCAAGUUCCACAGCAACCACCACAAGAACCAGAAUCCCCUGAAUGUCCAUCUACAUCAGAUCUGUUUUCAGGUUCGACCAAGCUUUCCUAUUCAGAUAAGGCAGGUUCUUCUGAGCUGACUAAAAAAUCCUCAGACAAAGACCAAAUAUUAAGGGCUCUUAAAUUGAAGGAACUGAUGAAGAUUGAACGGAGAAAAGAUAUUAAGAAGGAGAAGAGAAAGGUCGGUUACAAGAAGUACAAAGUUUUGGAUCGCAGUAAGAUGACCAUGAGGGACCUUAUUUAUUACUUACCCAAUACCAGUCCUAUGAGGUCUUCUGUAGUUCAUGAGGAGAACCCAGCUGAGAACAAUAUUCCACCUUCACCCAAGGAACAAAUAAAAACAGCAGAUGAUGAUGAAGAAGAAGAAGAAGACGACGACGAGUUCGAAAAUGAAGAUAUGCUAGUGCCAAAGGUCAGAGUGGCGGAGGACGGCUCAAUCAUACUGGAUGAAGAAAGUUUGACAGUACGAGUACAAAGGACCUCAGACACCAAAGUGGUGGAGAAUUCUGCUGCACUGUUUGAGCGAGGCUCGACUACAACUUACACCAGCUUCAGAGCAGUAAACCAUGUAAAGAGCUGGUCAGUCAGAGAGACAGACUUGUUCUUCUUGGCCAUGAGCAUGGUGGGGACAGAUUUCUCUCUGAUUGGCCAGCUGUUAACCAACCGUAGCCGUGCAGCAAUUAAGAGUAAAUUUAAGAAGGAGGAGAGAGUCAACUCAUGGAGAGUAGACAAAGCUUUGAGAAACAAGCGACCCUUUGACAAAGAGUUCUUCAGCUAUUUGCUGGAGAAGGUUUUGGCAAAAGAUAAAGACAAAAGAAAAGCUAUAAAACUCGUACUGCCAAAAACCAAGAAAACAAGAAGAUCCAAAGGAAAAACAUCAAAAGAAAUUUGUGUUGAUGAUGAUGAUGUCUUCCACUCGGAUGAUCUUGAAGACUUGGAGGAUGAUGGGGCUGUCACUGUAGAAAAAGAAAGUCAAGAGGUGUCUAAUGUAAAAGAAGCAGAUGUGACUGUCCUUUCUAAAAAGAUGCGCAAACGCAGGAGAGACAAAGACAACUCCACUGAGGAAGAAGUCAAAAGAAAAAGACAAAGAAAAUGUAGCAAGAAAACGAGAGAGCUACACUCCAAGGAUGAUACUGAAGGUGAACAGAACCUCAAUGUCGAGGGUGAAGUUAUAAAUGCAAAUGAGGUGGAUGAACUUGAAAGAAGUACCUCGGCUUCGAAACGAAGGCACAAACGCUCAAAGGGCAAUGAAAACGAAAAGCCAGUUAAAGAGAUAAAGCACAAAAGAAACAAGAAAUCACUCAAAGGUUGUGAUCAUGAAGAGUCUUUUAGUCAACAUGAAGAAAGCAGCGUUGACAAUGAGGAGGAUUCUGCUAUUCCGCAGAAUAGAAAGCGAGUCAAAAACAGUGAUUUGGAUGGGAAUGAGCCGGUCAUGGGGAAAAAGACCACAAAAAGAAAAAAGGCACUGAAAAUAGAAGAGGAAGGAACUGCAGAAGGAGGACAUGCUUCAGCAGGUUUACAGGAGGCUGAACAGUUAAAUGCUACAGUUACAGCUGAAGUAGCAGAUAAUGUUUCAGUCAAAGGUACCAGGCGAAGUAAGAAGCCUUUGCCUAAACUGGCUAGAACACAAAGCAAGGAAACGAAUGAACCACAAGCUUCUGCUGAAGUUCAAAAGGAGAAUCGAAAUGAGAAGAUCCAUGAAUCCAUUCUGACGGCAGCAGGCAGUCCUUUACAGGAUGAGAGGCUCCAGAUGCAAGCGGUGGUGGUGUUGGAAAAGACUCCUCCAAGGCAUCAAUAUUUGCUCAGCCCUUCAAAAGACAAGGGCGCAAAUAAUGAACUGGAGCCUUCAAUGAGAUCUCCAUCUAGCAGUGAGAGCUCUUCUACUCCGCAGACAAGAAUGGGAAGAGCACGAAAAGUAAAGCGUGAUCUGUCUACUAUUCGGAAGGCGGGUAAAAGAAAAGAAACAAUGGCUCGGGUUGAGCCUGAGCCAGAGAACCCAAUGGUUCUGUUAGAGUCUAUCGCUCGGGAAUCCGAAGAUGAAAAUGAUGACUACUCCUUGAAUGAGAACCUGAUGGACAUGUCAUGCCUAAGUGAUCUAGAUAGUCAGAUGUUUCAAAGAAAGCCAAUGGUUGUGUUAUCCCGUGAAGAGGUGGAUAAGAUCCUUCAUGCUUCAGAACAAAGUGCUGAGGAGGAUCCAUCUGUGAGCCCUCUGGAUUUAUCAUUGAACACAGAGCUCUCUUUUCCACUUCAAUGCAGCAAGAUUUUGGAAGAUAAUGAGGAAGCUGUGGUGGAUUGCAUGUUUGAGGAACAUGAGGAAAGAACAAAUGAGAGCAUUUCCAGUGAGGCAAGAAACUGUGAAGAACUGGAGCCUGCAUUGGUGCAGCCUGAUAUCUCAAACCUCAGGGACAUUUCUACCUCCGUAAAACCAGAGGUGUGCAGUCAACCAGAAGUAGGCCUAAGCAACAUAACAACCUCAUGCCCAAUAGAGGAGGCUGAACCUCAGGUCCACCCAAUGGCUCACAAAGAUGUGACCACCGUAGCUGCAGUGCUUGACCUUCCUCCACCUCUGGUUGUUCUGGAUAAUGUAGAUGCUCUCUGCAUGAAAACAGAUGAAGCUGUAGCUACUACAGUUGACACUUCAGUGGUGGUUUUAGAUGUCAAAGAGAAAUCUGAGAAAGCUAUGCUGCCAUCCUCACUCAAAGAGCCUAGACUAGCUUCCCCUGAAAUCACAGCACAAUCAAAGCUGACCUCAUUAGGAAGAGGGUUGGGAUCUCAGCGGCAUUUGCAGGCAGAUACAGAAGUGAAAGGGGAAUUUCAGAUGUCUCUGAAGGGGUCUUCUGAAACUUUAGAGACAAUAAAGGACUCCUCAGCAAGUAAAGAGGAUACACAGGAAUCUGCCAUGGCAAGAUCAAAGAUAAAAGCAAGAACACAGAGUUGUGCGGUUGCACUAGAGGUCAAGGAGGACUCCCAGGAAGAGGUGUCUGUUCAAUCCAGUGCAUCCAUUUCUUCUGAACAUGGCAUCAAACCAACAAGGAGGAGCAAAUUUCUGAAGCCUAAGCCUAACCUGAGUCAGAAAUCAAGAGCCACAGUUCUCCAAAACCAGAGACAACACCAGAAAUCACCUAGUACUUUCAAUUCCAAGAGCAGUGAGCCUAGUAAGAUUCAUGAUCUCAGUGAUGCAGUACCAGAUCAGGAGAACAACACUACAGUAAAUCUGAGUCUGACCAGUGCUGAUGAGCCUCAAGAGGCUUCAGAAUGUAGUAAAAGUGAUGCUGACAUGAUCCCACCUUCUACUUCACCUCAGCCGUCACAGACCAGAGAACACCCCAGCGUGGGGCAGAUGAUUGUUCCUUCUGAGAAUGUAUGCGUUCCAGCAGAAAUUGUCCACUUAAGUGAAGAGAGUCACAACGAUGAGGAGCCCACGUUUAUCUUGACCCUGUACGAGAUUCCGGUCACUGAGACCUACCUGCCUUCAGCCAUUAAUGACUCUGAGAUGACUUCUGAUCUUCCCACACCUAAAACCCAAGCAUUUUUAGGGUUUUCUGACCAGGCACAAAGUUUACCAUCUACAUCGGAAUCGUCCAGCAUCACAGCAUUACAUGAAGACUCAUUACAUGACAACACUGAGCAGUGUGAGAGGGUUUCUCAUGUGCUGCUGGGUGAUGUCUUUGUGCCUGUCUCGGAGGAGACGGGAAUCGAUACAAGCAAGGGUGGGGAAAUGGCUGUAGAAUGUAAGCCUGAGAGCAAUGAAGCCUCUACAGUUGGUGUCACUGAGGAUUUGGCACAAAAUGACGAGGAGCAAAUCUCUAAAAACUUGACCUCUCAUGAACCCAUAUUCAUGGAAACAAAGAACGAGGAGAGUGCUGCUGGUGUAGACGUGGAAACUGGUAAUCCACAUCUCGACCCCCAUACAGAGGGCAAAAAUGACUCGGAAAUUGCCCCAAUUGAUGAUUUGGCAUCCAGUACUAAUAGCAUACCUUCCGGAUUGAACAUCUUAAAAGGCAUUACAUCACAUCAAGACUUUGAAGACAGUGAGCGAGUUCCACAUGUUCUGCUGGCUGACGUAUUUGUCCCUGCCUCAGAGAAGACUGGAGACGAUUCAAGCAAGGACUGGACAAUGUCUGCAGAAUGCAAGGAAGACUCUCGACAAGACCUUCGUAAUGAAGAGCUAACUAAGGUAGGAAAUUCGCCAGGAGGGUCCGACCCACCGUUAUGUUUUGACUCCACAGAAGAGGCAAAGGACACACCUCCUUUGUCAGAGAAGACAACAGCACCUGCUAGAAGGAGAGCGAGACAAAAAGUUAAGCCACAACCUAAACUGGUGAAAAGGGCAUGUUCUAAAUUUGCCUUCUCAAAAACUGAUGAAGUUGCAAAGGAGCUGAGACAGCCAAACUCUACACGUGCCGUCUUGCCAGCCUCUCAUGAAGAAAACCUGCCAGGUAAUUCAAAUACUUCUACUGAGGAGUCAGGAAAGAGCAGUUCUUCUAUCGGAAGAAACAAAACCUCUGCUAGUAGAUUUAAGGGGGUAAAGCACAAAUCCAUUGCAGACGAAUCUCCAAAUAUUUCUAAGGGUGACUUGGAACCUACAGAGAAAAAUCCCAGUGCUCUUCACCUAUCCAAAGAACCUAAGCUUGUGAAGGAAAACAUCAAAAACAUAAUGGAAGAAUAUACAAUUAAAGAUGACACUGAUUCAUUUGCAGAGGAAAAAGAACAGUCAUCCAGUGAAGGAGCAAAAGUACAGCCAUGCUGCGAGGACAUGCAUUUUAAUCUGAUGAAGAGUUCAGGUUCUGCCUCUUCGACUGUGGACUCUGAGGAAACUGAGGCAGAAUCUCAAGGUGUUUCUCACAUGGUGUUGGAUGAUGUCUUUGUUCUUGUCUCAGACGAGACGGAUGCUAACUUAAGCAAUGACUGGAGAGUACGUAUAGAAGGCACAAAGGAAGCUGGCACUCACUUUCAAAAGGAAUUAAAAACUAAAAAUGAGUCCCAAACAUCGAUCGAAGAGUCGACACAGAGUCCGUCAACGUUAGAGGAAACUAAAACACCUGUCAGAAAGAGAGCAGACAAGCAGGGGGUGAAGAGAAAGUGCACUAAACAUGACUCAACAAAAACAAGUCUGAGUCAGCAAACAUCUUCCCAAGCCAGAACACCAUCAGCACAGGUACCUAGUGUACCUCAGAAUGACAACCCGCUACUACUAGAGGAAAAGUUACAGAGAAAGCAUAAUAUCAUGCCAUGCACCAUUAGACUGUCAAGUCUUGACACUGUAGCCCAAAGUCUCAAUGCUCCCCAGCUUGGAGAUAUGACGAGAAGUGAUACGUCAAUAGGGAUAAGUUCACCAACAUGCCAUGCAAGUGGAACGACUGUAUCAGAGGAGUCAAGCACACCAGAAUUUGAUGAUAAAUCCCCUUCAAGAAGGAAAGGCAAAAAAAAGGAAUCCUCAACAGAUACAAAACACAGUCAUUUAAAACCAGUUCAAACUGUUUCACAAACUCGGCAGCUAACCAUAACUGAUUGGGUGAAGAAAAAGUCUGCAAAAAAACAGGAAGAAAAACAACCCAUGGAGUCUUCCCACAUGCAGUCAGGCCUAAAAGCCAAUGAAGAACACCAAUUCUUGGUUGAAAAGACAUGUUCAAAAUCACAACAAAAAGAUUUGGAGAAACCUGAGGGUUCUGACUUGGUGCCUACCUUGGAAGAGACUGAAGAUGUGAACAGAGUCUCUACAGAGAUACAGGAUGUGAAAAGGUUAUCAGAAAUGGUCAAGGAAUUAACCAAAGACCCAACUGUGUCACAGGUGAAGAACUCGCCUGUUAGACGGAGAGCCAAACUACAGGUGAAACCUAUACUUUCAAAAAAUUCAUGUAUCAAAAGUGAAGGUAAUACUUCAACCUCUGAUCAGCCACAACCAACCUGCUUCACCUCACCGACUCGGCAGCAUGCACGAGCAGCCAGGAAGAAGGAGGAGUACGACAACAAAAAAAAGCAAUCUGUAGAAGAGGUUACCAAUACAUCCAGCAUGGAAACAAACUCAAUGGUCAAAGAAAGCUUUUUGGUAACAAGUGGUCCCCAUUCUCCAAAAUCAAAUGACAUUUGGCCGAGGGUGGUUCUGCCACGCGUAAAAUUAUGGACCACAGAAGAAGGCGUUUACUCAACCUCAUCCACAUGUACAUCCUCUCUAGCCAGUCUUUCACAAAGUGCAUCUCCACCAGUGACUCCUCCACAGCUAAAGAAAUCCCCUACACAAAGCAGCUCUCCCACAGCCAGUGAGAAUCUCGAUGAUGACCCAUCCAGAGUUUCCCAGUUCUUCCUUUGUGAUAUCUUCACUGAAGUAGAGGAGUCAGAAUGAGCGAUGUACAACUAUAACAACAAACAAACCAGAGAUUCUUGUGGAUCUUGCCCUUGCUACUUCCGCUAAAGGAGAAUAACCAAAGCAUACUUUUAAAAUUAGGCUUGUUUAUCUUAAUACUCAUGUGCUAUGCUCCCAUUAACA
This is a messenger RNA of Tachysurus vachellii, 7272 nucleotides long. RefSeq lists its product as uncharacterized. The record is from RefSeq and is a predicted model, not a curated record. The transcript has 42 exons. Gene Ontology annotation, cellular component: transcription factor TFIIIB complex. Gene Ontology annotation, molecular function: TFIIIC-class transcription factor complex binding. Gene Ontology annotation, biological process: RNA polymerase III preinitiation complex assembly. NCBI's taxonomy places the organism in Eukaryota, Metazoa, Chordata, Actinopteri, Siluriformes, Bagridae. Bases 103 to 7128 code for a protein of 2341 amino acids.